Messenger RNA from Adineta steineri, 564 nucleotides. The record is from the annotation of a GenBank genome assembly. NCBI's taxonomy places the organism in Eukaryota, Metazoa, Rotifera, Eurotatoria, Adinetida, Adinetidae.
AUGCCUGUCAACAAAAAACAGCGAAUUCGUGGUAUACGAAUUUUAUUAACUGUUUUCUAUGGAUUUCUCCUAUCAAGUAUUCUAUCUUGUUAUGUUAUACAUGGAAUUAUUGAUACAAUUCAAGGACCAGUAAAUUCAUUUGCUAUUAUUAUGAUUGUUCUCGGUAUUCUUAUUCUUAUUACGAUUCCUUUCACAGUCAAUGCUAUAUGGUGUGACAAUACAACAAUCAUGAUGGUGUCGAGUAUUGUUCUCGGGUGUAUAUUUGCUUUAACACUUAUUCGUAUUGUUAAAACGCCAUUUCAUCAUGCUAUUACUGCGACAACAGUUUUAAGUAUCGUGACGAAUGUCAAUGACUCAUCCAACGCGGUUCAUAAAAGAACAGGAAACAGAGUUUCAAGCACAUCGAAUACUUAUACUAUUAUUGAAGAUGGUACGGAAUUAAUAAUUCAAUUAGUUGUAAUUCUUUUUGCUAUUAUUGGCAUAUUUAUUCUAUUUCGUUAUGUUAAAGUAAAAUAUGCUUCUGUACCAAUAACUAAAUCAGCAACAUCAUCAAGAUAUCAAUAA